ACUUAGCUUAAACCGUUGAAUGAAAAUUCUAACCUCUAUUCCUGCAAGUUCCAUUCCAUGGUUCAUGGUUCUCAACUUUUUGUUUUUCAAGACUUUCAAGUUUAGUUAUAGUUUUUGAGUUUCACUGAUGUUAUAGAUCUUUCAUGUUCCAGUGAUAUAAAAUGAUCAAAAGCUCCAGACUUUUAUUCCGAGCUAAUUCCUCGCUUCAAAGGAGCUUACUAGUUAUAUCGGAAUCCUUCUCGAAGACCAUUUAUACUACAAGCGAUAGUAGAAUACGUUCUGGAGAGUUCAUUGAUCACAGAUUGAGAAACCAGUCUUCCAAGUAUGUGUGCCAGUGCAGACAUUUAUACCUUUCUAGUAAUCUGUACAAGAAGAAGAAGACGCGCGAAGAAAAGAAACAGAAAAGAGACUUAGCUCUUCCUGACUCGAAUCACAAGAAAAAACGUGUCAUCCCAAUAUGGCUUGGAAUGACUGUUAGCGACUUGGCUGAAUCUCUCGAAAUGACACUAGAUAACUUACAAGAGUUGAUGACAUUCGUGCCCAACACAGCAAUGUACAAUAAGCCAUCAUCGAAAUUCGACAAUUUCGCCACAUUGCAAAUGGUAAUCAAACAACUGGAUUACCGGUGGAUGUUGGUUCCAAAAGAUAUCAAAAAUCGUGCCAAAGAUGAGGAGAAAUCUAAUAAAGAUAUUGUCAGACAACCUCCGCCAGACCCGAAGUGCCUAGUUGCAAGAUGGCCGGUGGUUACUGUCAUGGGUCAUGUGGAUCAUGGGAAAACGACGUUGCUAGAUAAAUUGAGAAACACUAAUGUUGUUCAAAACGAAUUUGGAGGUAUAACUCAGCAUAUCGGUGCUUUUUUAGUGACAGUCAACGACAAGAAGAUCACGUUUCUGGACACGCCGGGUCACGCUGCGUUUUCGACUAUGCGCAUGCGUGGUGCUUCAGUGACAGACGUGGUUGUUCUAGUCGUGGCAGCUGAUGAUGGAGUCAUGGAACAGACCGACGAGUCGAUCCGGAUGGCAAGGGAGGCUAACGUGCCCAUCGUGAUAGCGAUCAACAAAAUAGAUAAGCCACAAGCUGAUAUAGAUCGCACGAAACGCAUGCUGCUGCAGCGUGGCCUUGAGCUGGAGGAGGCGGGGGGUGACGUGCAAGCGGUGCCCAUUUCGGCCUUGAAGGGCACCAACCUCGAUCAGCUGAUCGACGCCAUCUUGAUUCAGGCCGAGGUCAUGCAGCUGAAGGCCGACCCCACCGGGCGCUGCGAGGGGGUUGUCAUCGAGUCCAGGAAUGACGCUAAGAAAGGUAAAAUAGCGACGGUGCUAGUGCAACGCGGCACGCUGCGGGAAGGCGCCGUAGUGGUCGCGGGGGAGGCGUGGGCGCGCGUACGCACACUCACAGAUGAACGACAGGUGCGUAUGCGCAGAGAAGGGGCGCCCCCCGCCACCCCUGCAGAGGUCACCGGCUGGCGACAAGUGCCCAACGCUGGCGAGAUUGUGCUCGAGGUCGACACUGAGAAAAGAGCCAAAGAAGUAGUGGAAUGGCGAGAGGCUCAAAAUCUGAUUGAAAAGGCUGAAAAAGAUUCAGAGGAAAUCAACAAGAAAAAUGAAGAACACCAGAUGACUCACAGAGCGAAGAUGCUUGAGAGAAGGAGCGCAGGCUACAGAACCUAUCGCAGGCGUGGACUAAUGAGAGAGAAGGCACCUGAUUUGUCCAGCACUGAUCCUCAGCUCACCAUCAUCAUAAAAGGUGACGUUGAUGGGUCAGUGGAGGCAAUCCUUGAUGUGUUGAUGACCUACAAGAGUGAUUUGUGUAAACUGGAUGUGGCUCACUUUGAUGUGGGCCAAGUCUCACUCUACGAUGUUACAGUGGCCGAACCUUUCAAUGGUAUAAUAUACGCUUUCAAUGUGGGAGUUCUUGAUGAUGCCAAAGCUUUAGCCGAAGAGAAGAACGUUCGAAUACAUUCGUUCAAUGUUAUCUACAGUCUGAUUGAUGAUUUGAAAACUGAAAUAAAUAAAGUUUUGCCACCCAUUGACGUUGAAAACAUUUUAGGUGAGGCUCGAGUGCAGCAACAGUUCAUAAUCACAGAAAACAGGAAGAAGGUUCCCGUAGCAGGCUGUCUUUGCUACACUGGUGAACUUAGGAAAUCAGCUCUGUUCAAGGUUGUCAGGAACGACACAACUGUUCAUGACGGUAAACUAGAGUCAAUGCGUCACAUGAAAGACGAAGUGGAAAAGAUCAAAACGAACGUGGACUGCGGUCUGCGCUUUGCUGACACCAGCGUUAUUGUGGAACCGGGUGACGUCAUCAUUUGCUACGAAAAAGAGAAGAAAUCCCAGACCACCGACUGGGACCCAGGUUUCUAGUGAUUUAUGAAUUAUUAAUAAUUAGGCUACUGUAGUAUUAAAUGCUCAUUAUUUUGUUAUAAGCAAUAAAUCGUUUUCAAAACUA
Messenger RNA from Nilaparvata lugens (brown planthopper), 2445 nucleotides. RefSeq names its product translation initiation factor IF-2, mitochondrial. Bases 162 to 2360 code for a protein of 732 amino acids. Gene Ontology annotation, molecular function: GTP binding; GTPase activity; translation initiation factor activity. The record is from RefSeq and is a predicted model, not a curated record. Gene Ontology annotation, biological process: translational initiation. The transcript has 15 exons. Lineage: Eukaryota; Metazoa; Arthropoda; Insecta; Hemiptera; Delphacidae.